This is a messenger RNA of Acanthoscelides obtectus, 504 nucleotides long. Lineage: Eukaryota; Metazoa; Arthropoda; Insecta; Coleoptera; Chrysomelidae. The record is from the annotation of a GenBank genome assembly.
AUGGGAUUAAGUGGAGGCCUUAUGAACUACGUAUAUGACUACGUUAAAGACAAAGGAAUCAUUACUUCCUUACCGAGAACGAGUAUCCUUGCAAAGGCUACUCGGAUACAUGCAAGCAAAAAGGCACUGGGUUUAAAAUCAGAUCCUACGUCAAUGUCACCAUUUAAGACCAAAAACCGCUUGCUCAGGAUGUUGCUAACAUUUCUGACUGCAAUUCAUUACUUUGUAGCUAAGGUCGGACCUAUCUCCUGCGUAAUAGAUGCCAACUACUUGUCAAGUUACAGUCACGGUAUCAUAGACAGCACUUGUGGCUGUGGAAGUGGAAGAGUUUUCUUGAACCAUGGUGUUUUGGUGGUUGGAUAUGGAGAAGAGAAAGGCAUCGAAUACUGGCUGGUUAAGAACUCCUGGGGUGCUGACUGGGGGGAUAAAGGAUACUUCAAGCUAAAGAAGGAUGAUAAGAAUACUUGUGGAAUUGCUACAGAUUCGUCAUACCUUCUUGUAUAA